GAAAUAAAAGAAAAUUUUCCCCGCAAAUUCUCGAAAUUGAAAGGUUUUAGUUGUGCAGGGAAAAUGGAUGAAAUCUGGACGAUCGCCAUUGUAGGGUUUGCAGUAAAAAAGUGUGGUUUUUUUGUGAAGAACUUGAGGUUUGAUCGCCCGCUUACUUCGAGACCUUAGAUUGAUGCAGAAAGCGUCUAGAGACGAUAGGUAAUAUUGGCGUUGCGACGGAUAUCGGAAAUGGCCGGAAAGACGAUGAGCGAUGCGAGCAGUAGCAAUUUUGGUGGCGCGGAGAGAGGGGAAAGUGUUGUUUAUGACUGUAGAAGACGAAAAUCCUCGUGUGGUUACUGCAAAUCUGGUUCUCAUGGGAGCAUCACUCACGGUUUAUGGGCUCCAGAUAAUCUUACUGUUGAUGACUACCAAGAUCUCCUUGAUCGUGGCUGGAGAAGAUCUGGUUGUUAUCUCUACAAACCUGAGAUGGAAAGGACAUGUUGCCCUUCUUAUACAAUCCGUUUGAAGGCAUCUAACUUUGUUCCUUCUAAAGAUCAACUACGAGUUUCUAGACGGUUUCAAAGAUUUUUAGAUGGUGAAUUGGAGCAUGAUAAACCUGUGGAGAUCACAGAAGUUUCAAGUGCUUCCAAGGGCAGUAGCCAUGCACUUAAUGGCAAAUCUCACUCAGUAGAAAAGAACUCAUUGUCCAUUAAAAAUAACGAAAAGGAGGAAGAUCGCUUUAUGCUGCAUCUGUCUGAUAAGGUCAAUGAUGCCAUAAGUUUAUACACCAAAAGCAGCGAUCUUCCCCGUAACAUACAAUUUCCAAGAGCUUCUGUCAAAAGGGUUUCCCAUGCAAAGAAGAAAGUGCUGGUUCAAGGAUCAAAGGAUCUUGUAUACUCCAGCAAUGUUGCAUUCCAAUUGUCUGCCAGCAUAAGGCGUGCCCAAGUUGGUGAGAUGAAAGAUGGUAACUUAUCCUCAUCAGAGAGUAAUACAGCAGAAAAUGGGUUCAUUCCUAAAAUAGUUGCUGAAAAGCUGGUAAGUUAUUUGAGCCAGGUCAAUGAGCUAUCCGGUUUCUCAAUCAAAGCAUGCAAUGGACAUAUCAAUUUUUAUUCUGACAAAGGAGAAGCUUUCCUUCCGAAGAGUUCCGAUAAGGCUACCAUUUCUCAAGAAACUGCUAAAGCCAGAAGUAAAGAUUCCAGUAGGGACAAGAACCCGAAAUGUUCUUUGCAGAAGAGACGAAAGUUUGAGAUACGCCUGAAACGGUCCAGUUUUGAUCCAGUAGAAUACGCGCUGUAUAAAAGUUAUCAGCUUCUUGUGCACAAUGAUAGUCCAGAUCGUAUAUCAGAAGCCUCAUAUCGAAACUUCCUAGUCGACACCCCCCUCAACUUUGUUCCCUCAACUGGUGAUGGCACUGUUCCUCCCUGCGGUUUUGGUUCUUUUCACCAGCAAUAUUUGAUUGAUGGGAAGCUAGUUGCAGUUGGUGUUGUAGACAUCCUUCCAAGGUGUUUAUCGAGUAAAUAUUUAUUCUGGGACCCUGACUAUGCUUUCCUAUCUCUGGGGAAGUAUUCAGCCCUACAAGAAAUAGAGUGGGUAAAACAGAAUCAAGCACACUGUGCCUCUCUUCAAUAUUAUUAUCUUGGCUAUUAUAUUCACAACUGUGGAAAGAUGAAAUACAAGGCAACAUAUUGCCCAUCAGAGCUUCUUUGUCCACUUCGUUACACGUGGGUUCCAUUUCAUGCUGCGAAGCCAUUGCUUGAUCAAAAAUCUUAUGUAGUCCUAUCAGAUUUUUCACUCCAACAAAAUGGGGAAUCGUCAGCACUUGACCAGGUACCGAAUGAUAUGGAACUUGAACACGAUACCGAUUACCUGGAAGAACCAGAAAAUGAUAAUAUGGACGAGGAUGGGGAGAUAGCUGAGGAUUACUCGGACGAAUCUGAUGAGGACUUGGCCUCAGAAAGCAGUAGCCUGGCCUCUGAAAUGGAAGAUGGAGAUGUAACAAAUAUCUUAAUCGGCAUAGGCAACUCCCGUAUGAGAUACAAGGACAUAAAAGAAGCCAUCUUCCCCUCUAGAAGAAGCUACGUAGAAAAUCAGUUGGUUAGAUACAAAAGAGUGGUUGGUAAAGAGCUCUCGGAAAGGAUAGUUUAUACACUCCAGUGACCGUCAGUGCAACACCGCAGAUUUCAAUUCCUGAAGAUGUCUGAGAGCUUUCUCUGUUCAUUGUUUAUAUGUUUACUUUGUCAGCUGUAUUUGAACUUUCAUUAGACUGCUGAGGCAUUUGAGUCUUCCAUUUUCAUUUUCCAUUUGUCCAAGUCAAUGAGGAAUCUUUUCUAGAGUU
This is a messenger RNA of Cucurbita moschata (crookneck pumpkin), 2314 nucleotides long. RefSeq names its product arginyl-tRNA--protein transferase 2-like. Gene Ontology annotation, cellular component: cytoplasm. Gene Ontology annotation, molecular function: arginyl-tRNA--protein transferase activity. The record is from RefSeq and is a predicted model, not a curated record. Bases 229 to 2136 code for a protein of 635 amino acids. Gene Ontology annotation, biological process: protein arginylation. The transcript is spliced from 6 exons. Lineage: Eukaryota; Viridiplantae; Streptophyta; Magnoliopsida; Cucurbitales; Cucurbitaceae.